Molecule: messenger RNA, 2077 nt
Organism: Sorghum bicolor (sorghum)
Lineage: Eukaryota; Viridiplantae; Streptophyta; Magnoliopsida; Poales; Poaceae
Product: atherin
Exons: 9
Coding region: 133-1785 (550 amino acids)
Biological process (GO): regulation of mitotic spindle organization; mitotic spindle assembly; activation of protein kinase activity
Cellular component (GO): nuclear microtubule; mitotic spindle
Molecular function (GO): protein kinase activator activity; microtubule binding
Source: RefSeq, a predicted model, not a curated record
CCCCCCUUCCCCCCCCUUUUUCUGUUCCCCACCAUACGUCGUCGAUCCCAAAUCCAUCCACCCACAAGGCGGAAUCCACGACCACGAUCCAGUCCGAUCCGCGCCGCGAGCCGUGCUCUCCAAACCCUAGCGAUGUCGACGGCGGCGGCCGCGAAGACUCCGACCAAGCCACUGGGCCCCGCGGCCGCGGGUGCCAGGACUCCGACCAAGCCGGCGGCGGCCAAAACGCCGUCCAAGACGCCAUGCCCUUCUCGCGCGCGGUCCUCCCACACGUCGGAGAACUCCAACCCCAACAUCCCGGGCACGCCGCCUCCCCCGCAGCCGACGCCGUCCAAGCCCGUCCUCAAGUCCCCGGCGGCCGCGGGCGCCAGGUCUGCCACCGCGAAGAAGAAGCCCUCCGCACCCGCCGCGCCGCCGCCGGAGCGGGAGCGGCGCUUCCUCGUGGCGAAGAAGGGUGCGCGGCGGAGGCGCAACGUCGGGACCAUGGGAGGCGGCGGGGGCGGGGGCGGGGGCGGGGGCGGGGGAGAGAUCGACUUCGAGAAGUGCCGCGAGGCCGCGCGCGAGGCACUGCGCGCGUCGCAGGGGGAGUUCUUCCGCAAGGAGAUCGCCGCGUCCACCGCCACCGGAGAAGAGCAAUUGGGCCCACAGGAGGCAGAGGAGGGGAAGCCGGUGGCUGAAGAGGAUGUGAAGGGUGGAGCAUUGGAGGAGCGGCAGGAGGAGGAGACAGACGCGGAGCUGGAGGGGAGCAGCAAGGUUAGGGCGAUGAGGACGAAGGCAAUGACAAAGGCGAUGACCAGCGUUCCAGACCCUGGCUCUGGCCGCGUCAAGCAUAUGGUACAGGCCUUCGAGAGCCUGCUCAACAUCUCCGGCGCCACCUCAGAUGCAGAAAGGGCCGGUGAGGGCUCAUGGGCGCUGCCCGGGUUGCAGCUGUGGAAGGAGAAACCUGAAGAGGGUGAUCUGGGGUUCCCAUCUGUGUCAGUGUUCUCUUCGGCUGAUUUCCAGAAUGCAGGGUCUAAUAGACUCUGCUCGUCACUAGAUGGAAACACCGACAGGUUGAGCUGGGACAGCAGAACAUCGGCUGGCGAGCACAGGGACAGGAGAAGCUCAGCUGAGUCACUAAGGACCAGAACAUCGGCUGGCGGACGCAGGAGCAGGAGAAAUUCAUCUGAGUCACUAAGGAGCAGCUGGAACAAAAAGCUCAAGGUCACUAGCCAGCAUCCAUUCAAGUUGAGGACUGAGCAAAGGGGAAAGUUGAAAGAACAACAGUUCGUCCAGAAGGUUCAAGAGAUGCUUGUAGAGGAAGAGAAAAAACGUAUCCAUAUUGCGCAAGGAUUGCCAUGGACUACCGAUGAACCCGAGUGCUUGAUAAAGCCUGCUGUGAAAGAAAGAACUGAGCCGAUAGACCUUGUUUUGCAUAGCGAUGUGCGUGCACUUGAACGUGCAGAAUUUGAUCAUCACGUUUUGGAGAGGAACAAGUUUGCUGAGCAACAAAGGCUAGAAUGGGAAAGGCAACAGGAAUUAGAGGAGGAAGAAAGGAUAAGGCAACUGAGGAGGACUGAGCUGAUUCCUAAAGCUCAACCUAUGCCAUACUUUGACCGCCCCUUCAUCCCCAAAAGGUCGACAAAACCGACUACAGUUCCUAUGGAGCCGAAAUUCCACCUCAGGCCAGAAAAGCUAUCCUGUUACUGUCGACAGCGAUGUAUGGAGCUUGGAAAGCUGAAUCCACAGCAGCAGUGCCAACAUCCACUAUGGCAAUCAAGAUAUGGAGAGCAUCGACACACAUGAUCCAACAAUUGUUUCCAUUCCCUGUCCUCGUCUUAUUCAUUCUCGAUUCGUCUUCUCCUUCCCUAUGUGAAGAAAUUGUUAUCAGGAGUGUUUUGGUAGCUUUGCUUGGAUCGCCUCGCCUCUAAGUUAUGUUAUGUACAUGCAUAUGCAAAUCACUGGCUCUGUGCUUCAGAUGCAAUCCCACCAAGGUUGGAAAUUUGUUGUCCAAGAAACUGAUAAAGAAAUUCAAAGAUGAAUUUCGGUGUUAUAUUGUUGACUUCUUUUUUUUGACAAGGUUAUAUUGUUGACUUCA